Molecule: messenger RNA, 1317 nt
Organism: Enterobius vermicularis (human pinworm)
Lineage: Eukaryota; Metazoa; Nematoda; Chromadorea; Rhabditida; Oxyuridae
Source: the annotation of a GenBank genome assembly
AUGUGUAAUCUUCGCGUAAGUUCUGAUUCUGAUCAGUUUCCUGUACUUUCCAGGUCUUCAUAUUUCCCUUACUCUUCUCUGGUUCAGGCAUCUGAUUUGGGUUCAGCCGGUGGAAGUGUGCAUACAUCUCCAAUGGCGAGUCGUAACGCGUCGAUUGAAUUUUCGCCGGCUUCCCAGUCUAGCAUGUCUCCAUUAUACCAUCAGCAACAGCAGGCACAUAUAGAAAUGAUCUUUAGAUUAAAUAUUUUGCCCCCGCACAUGCUCUACCAACAACAGUCUGCGCAAACGUCUCCCUCAGCAGUUACCUAUCAGCAGCAGGCGUCUCAGACAUUGCAACCGAAUAACCAGCAACGAAGUGAACAGCAGAUGCAGCAAGGGUCAUCUCUCACAUUGCAGCAACAUGCGUACAUGCAAGAUGAAUCGCCCCAUCUACAAAGUCAGCACAAAAACCCUCUUUCCGAUGGAAGCAAUGAUUUUGCUAUGCAAGACCUUGGCGCCAAUAUUGCUGAUUGUGGUGGGGAUUUUAAUGACUUAGAUUCUAUUGAGCCUAUGCCAGAUGUUAGUUCAAGUUACCAGAAUACUACUCAUCCUGCAUGUCAUGCACAACCACCGCAGGGGCAGUUAAGCCGCCAUCCUCAGCAAGGGGGGUAUGGAACAGACACACAGCAGCAUUGUGCUGCGCCUGAUUAUGACUCGAUGGCGAUGCCUUCGACUUCGCAAGCCGAUUGCUAUUCUCGUCAGCAUCACAGUGUGAAUUCUUAUGCUCCUCAACAGCCACCUGGUGGCAUGCAGCAAAUUAAUUCAUAUCAAGUGCAACAGCGGCAGCAAGCACAAUAUCAUCAACAACAGCGCCCACAGCAUCAGCAGUAUCCUCAAUAUCAGCAACAGGACCAGCAGGAGAUGCAGCAGCAUUUGCGUCAGAGACAAAGGGUUGGAAGUUACCCGGCACAGAUGCCGUCUACAUCACAAACUGGUUUUAUCCAGCAGAAACCCCAACCUGUAGCUGCAAAUUCUCAGAACUCUUUAGUACAACAGCAGCGUGGUCAGCAAGGGCAAUUGCCACAAACGCCAACUGGUAGCUACGCGCAUCCGGCAUCUGUAGCGCAAAGUGGACAUCGGGCAUCAGUCGAUUCUUCCCCGUUACAUCAGUCGAGUCGUUGCGAAGAUGUUAUGUCGGGGAAUCUAGAAGAGGAAGGUAAUAUGGAUCCUGCUAAAACGGAAAUGUCUUUAAAGGAAGGCGAUAAAGAUCCAAUCAAUUCAACUAUAGGUCUUCAUUUAAUCAUGCCUUGUGAAAUACCUCAGUAUUAUUCAGCUUAG